AUGGGCUUCUUUUCGCUGCUCUCUGGCGGCGUUGUGAAGGCUGCGGAGGGAAAGGAUGCGCGAGCGCACCGUGAGCGAACGAAUAGGUCAGCCUCGAGCGACCAAGCGGACAGCGAUGAUUUGCAUCCGAAAGUGGAGCUGAGCGCACCGGUCCGGCGGGUGCCUGCCAUGAACACGCAAGGCAAGGCGGAACCGAAAUGGUCGCGGCUGCACAGUGUCGCUGUGCCAGCGAAGCGGGGUCCACUCUCUCUCUGGAGUCGACUGCUAUGUCGGCCGGAGGUGUACGACCCGCACGUGGAAGCAGCCCCGCUGACAUAUCUGCUCGAUGUGAGCGAACCUCAUGUCAUGGUGGAGGAUGAGGAACAAGCAGACGCGCAGAAUGAGGAACACGCGGCAGGGUGCACACGGUGUGAAGGGGAUUUGUCGCAGAGGCGAUAUUCCGUGCGUGCCUCCAUGGGAGAGGGGUGUCGUGCCCGCACACCACUACCAAAGGACGACGACGAGCACCUUGAUGAUCCUGAGGACACUGUGAUGUCAUGCUGCAUGGCGAACGCUAGCAGUGAUGUAGAGGAGCUCGAGGAUGCGGAGGUGCAGAGCGAUGUUGCAGAGGCCAACGCAGGAGAGCCUUUCCUGCACCCGCAAGUAUUUCACGUCUUUGACACGCGGCGGUGCCGGGCCUGCGCGUCGACUCUGCUGUGGAGCCCGACCGUGGCCGAUAACUUCAGCGUUACAGCACCGCUUCCAGGUGGCAGCAGCGCUCCUCCAACGGAUGCGACGGAGAGCGGUGCCGCGUCUUCGCGUGGUUCGGGCCUCUCCACGGAGCGGCGGCUCAUCUCACGGGAGGAGCUGACAAGGAAGCGCCUACAGAGGCGUCAGCAAUUGAAGGAGGCCGCAAAGCGUGACCGCGAGUACAAGGAGGCGUGGGCGGCGCUCGUUGCCUCUGCGGGGCUGCACGCGCUCAGUCUUGAGGAAGACAAGACGUGUAGGCGAACACACGUGCCAAAUACAGACGAAAGAGGCUCGCUGAGUACUGCCGCCGCUAGUGCUGCAGCCACCACUGCUGUGAUGUCCUCGUGUCUGACCAGUGAGGCUCUCGAGUCCUUGCGCGAAGGCACGCAGCCGCUGUCCUACGAUCUACCCGAGAUGCUCCUCGCAAGACUGGGCCACUAUGCACAGUUGCCCAAGAAGGCUAAGGGCGGCGCUGAGGAGGCGGCAGCGCUUGCGCAGGACGGCGACCGCGCUGGGAGUUGCUCUAGCCGCUCUAGCAACGGCAGCAGUCAGAUCGCACUUGACGACGAGCAUGUGAAUGUGGAGACGGGACUUUCACUCAUGUAUGGCUCCGUCUUGAGAUGCCGGAGCUCCGCGUCAAAGACGAGGGACGUCAGCGACGAAGCUGGCGCCUCUCGCACUUCCCGCAGGGCGGCCGCGGUGCGAGGUGGGAGCCAGCGCCUUCCUGCUGGAAAGUACCCGCUUGGCUCUCGUGCUUAUGCAGAGCGGGUCCUGUUUGUGCAGCGCCGCCAACAAGAGUGUGCGCUGUUUGCUCUCAUCACAGAGGCCCAUCGCCAGGCGCGCGAGGCCCAUCGCCGUCUUGCGCAGCUCUAUUACUAUUACAUCAUCCCUAUUCUGGCUCAGUACAGCACGGAGGACGAGAUCAGAGGACUGGAGCGGUCGCUGCUGCAGUGCGGCUCUGGCGCGCUGCGUGUGUACCACUCGGAGUUCUGCCGCACUGUAGUGUACCGCCGAAGCGAGUCGCAGUCGAGCGUUUCUGGCGGUGCUUCAGAUUCCAUUGCCUGCUGUUUCCAAGUGCAGCCGGUCGACUACCAGCUGACUGAGUACCGCUUCGAGAACGUGUGGCGAGAGCUGUUUGCGGACGUAAAGGCAUACCUUGGUAUGCAAGCCUGCGAGGAUGAGGGAUUCUCUACGUUGCCGUCACUUUUGGAGCUGGAGGACGGCGCUGCUGCCUCGAGCAGCACUACUUCCGCCGGCCACGGGUCCGUGUGCGUUGCGGCGACAGUGCUCCACUCCAUGGAGUUGUUUGAGCGGCAGCGGCACACUCACGGCGCUGCGCGCGACGCGGAGGAGUGGCUGGCUUGGUACUACUAUUACUUCAUCCCUCACGUGCAGCGCGCCGACUCUGCCGAGGAGCGCGCGGCAAUCCAGCGAAGGUUGCUCCCCCCACCGCCAUCACCGUCAUCAACGUCGAUAUGUCGAACGGAGCCGAAAUACGGCAACGAGUGCUCGCAGGUCCACGCCAAUGAUCCGCAGCCGCUGCAGCCACACCCACUAGAGAACGAGUACCUUCCAUUGUGCUGGACGCUGGCGUGCAACACAGCACAGAGAGAGAAGGUGCUGAACUACCGCCGGGACCUGAAACUGCGGGCGAUCGAAAGCUUCCUCAAGCAGCGACCAGUUGCCGUGGGCGAGAGCGCUGCUGCGAGGGCUACCGAUUGCACCCGUACGGCCAGCGAAACUGAGCCCGCAUCAGUGACGACCGUCAACACUGUCAAACCAACCCCUGAGACGGUCGGUGCCAAGGUGGCGACUGCAUCUUUCGAAUGCCACCUGCUGAAACACAUGCCAGAAAAUGGCGACUUGGUCGACAGCGCGCACAAGACGGAGGCAAGCCGGCUGUUCGAAAAGGACGUGGAAGCGGAUCGUGGGGAAGCCAGUCUCUUAAAGCCCUCGUUACAACUCCUUUCAGCCGAUGCGCUCAGCGGGCAGAACCAUGGCGCCGUCAAAAUAGAGGAUGCGGACUCAGAGGAGACGGAGGACGACGAUGGUGCCAUUCCUGUUGGUACGCACCACACUGUGAACGUUGGCUGCUUCGGCCUUUCGUUUUUUUCCAUCUUUGAUUAA
Molecule: messenger RNA, 2856 nt
Organism: Leishmania major strain Friedlin
Lineage: Eukaryota; Euglenozoa; Kinetoplastea; Trypanosomatida; Trypanosomatidae
Exons: 1
Coding region: 1-2856 (951 amino acids)
Source: RefSeq, a predicted model, not a curated record